Molecule: messenger RNA, 1846 nt
Organism: Cephus cinctus (wheat stem sawfly)
Lineage: Eukaryota; Metazoa; Arthropoda; Insecta; Hymenoptera; Cephidae
Gene: kappaB-Ras
Product: NF-kappa-B inhibitor-interacting Ras-like protein
Exons: 2
Coding region: 589-1194 (201 amino acids)
Biological process (GO): canonical NF-kappaB signal transduction
Molecular function (GO): GTPase activity; GTP binding
Source: RefSeq, a predicted model, not a curated record
CCUCUCCUGAAGGGAGCUACGACCCCUCCAAGGCCCCAUAGGGGACCGAGUUUUUUUUUUAUUGAGAAAAACCCCCGAGUCUUGCGGCUGUCGCGCACAGAAAGGAAUUAAUAUUAAUAACACUAUAAGAACUAUAUAAGACGAGAAUUGCUAAGACAUUCCAGAAGUAUCAAACUUUAACCUCUUAGUCUAGUACUCAAUUACUACAUAAGAACAUAUUUACACUAAAUGUUACUCUCCAAAUUUUACUUCUUAUAUCACGUCAUUCCAAAUGUAUUGUUGAAAAAUUGGAAACUGAUUUUCACGCAAUUAGAAUUCCGGAUGUCCGUGAAGUAACCAACUCCCCCUAGCCAUAAAAGAUAUGAUAUCAGGAUAAUAAAUAAAUACAUUAAUUAUCCUCGAUGGCUGUACUAGGUUUUUUCUCCCAAGUUAAUUUAUUCAAGUUCAAGUUACUGAGAAACUAUUGGUUAAUUAAAUGCAAAUGCCUGAAAGACUUUAUCUUAACGUAGACAAAUAAUUCUUAAUGUUUAUGCUAAGUAUCGCGUCACGUAAAGAUCGGUUUUGUCCGUUAAAGUACAAAGCCCAAAUAUGGGAAAAACUACAAGAGUGGUUGUUUGUGGAAUGAAAGGAGUUGGAAAAACUGCACUGUUAGAGCAGCUUAUAUAUGGAAACGUCAACUCGACUACCGAAAUUCAUCCAACAAUUGAAGAUAUAUACGUGGCUAACAUUGAAACUGAUCGUGGUACUAAGGAAAAAGUUCGAUUUUAUGAUACUGCUGGAUUAGAACCACUACAGAGCAACACAAAUAAUCAACAAUUAGCAAGGCAUUAUUUAGGCUUUGCAGAUGGUUAUGUACUGGUUUAUGAUACAGCCAAGCCUGAAUCUCUUGAUGUCUUAUUUCCAUUGAAAAAAGAUAUUGAUAAAAAUAAAGAUAAAAAGGAGAUAGUGGUCAUUGUCAUUGGUAACAGAACAAAGACCGAUACGGAACUUUACAAUUUGGAGAACACUGCCAGUAAAGCAGCAAAUUGGUGUACAAGAGAAAAACUUCGCCAUUAUGAAGUUAAUGUGAUGGAUAGGCCAAGCUUGUACGAGGCAUUCAUUCAUCUUUCAUCCAGAUUAAAUCCACCUCCAAAUAAAAGCACAUUCCCCCAAUUAAGCAUGGGUAGAAAGACUGCAAAACCAGAGGCAACAUGAAAGCGCAGAUAUAAUCACAUUCGAAAAGCUAUUUCUGCUCUUAAUAACUUCAUGCUCUCAAGCAAUUUAUAGGUUUAAGCCUUUGACAAUAUUGUUGUAAUUUCCAAUAUUUGACAAUUGGUAGCAUUUAACGUUCUCUGAUAUUAUUUAUAUUUAAGUUUUUAAUAUGGACUUGAGAAAAUUAUUAAUAUGCACCUUUAAAUCAAAUAUCUCUAGCACAGACUAUAUAUUCUGUGCCUCGCUAGAUGGAAUUCUAUAUAAAUCUAUUACAUUAUGUACUUAAAUGAUCCUGUGGUCUAAUACGCAAUUUAUUGGUACAAAAUGGUACAGAGUGCAAUCAAAUAAUUUUAAACAUCUAAAAAUCUCUGGCACUUUUUGAAUUUAGUUUGCUUUUACGUACAAGCAGUAACAUUUUUAUUACUUGUACACCUUCCUUAUUCGUACUUAAAAAUUUCGCAUCAGCGAAAGUAAAUUAUUAAGCCAAUAAUUAAUUAUUAAUUCUCGACGAUAGAAUCGAUCUGGCGCGACACCACUGUGUAAUUAUAAUAUAUGCGUGUCGCAUUGUUAUUUAUUCAAAAUUCAUCAGAGAGAACAAAUGUAGCGCGAUUUUCAGUAUGUAUCUGAUACAAUAAAGUGAUAUAAUUUAUUAUAA